CAUGCCCUUCGCCGUCGCCAUUUUUCUUGUUGUGAUUCGCUGGGAGAAGUAUCUUCACACUUCUGGAAAAGUCUGAGAUUUUAGCGUUAAUCUUGUGUUUUUCUUACUUGUGUUUGAACAAAUAUUCUUCUGAGCGGACUUUGAAAACAAAGAAGUCAACAUGGCGCAGUACAAAGGAGCUGCCAGCGAGGCUGGCAGGGCCAUGCAGCUGAUGAAGAAACGAGAAAAAGAGAGAGAGCAGCUUGAACAGCUGAAGCAGAAGAUUGCAGAGGACAACAUGGUCAAGGCCAACAUUGACAAGAAGUUCUCAGCUCACUAUGAUGCUGUAGAGGCAGAGCUGAAGUCCAGCACAGUUGGUUUGGUGACACUGAAUGAUAUGAAGGCCAAGCAGGAGGCGCUGGUAAAAGAGCGAGAGAAACAGCUUGCCAAGAAGGAGCAAUCCAAGGAACUCCAGCUCAAGCUCGAGAAGCAGAAAGAGAAGAAGAGAAAGGAGGAACAGAAGAGGAAAAUAGCCAGCUUAUCGUUUAAUCCUGAAGACGAGGAAGAAGAGGAGGAGAAUGAAGAGGAAGAGCAGGACUAUGCUCCAGUUAAGAAGAAAAAACUGGGGAAAAAUCCAGAUGUGGACACAAGUUUCCUUCCUGAUCGAGACAGAGAGGAGGAGGAGAACCGGCUCAGAGAGGAGCUCAGGCAGGAGUGGGAGCUCAAACAGGAGAAGAUUAAGAAUGAGGAGAUUGAGAUUACAUUCAGCUACUGGGAUGGCUCUGGACAUCGAAAAACUGUCAAGAUGAAGAAGGGUAAUACCAUCCAGAACUUUCUGCAGAGAGCCCUGGAAGUCCUCAGGAAGGACUUCAGUGAGCUCAGGUCUGCUGGAGUGGAGCAGCUGAUGUACAUCAAAGAAGAUCUGAUAAUCCCACAUCAUCACAGUUUUUAUGACUUCAUCGUGACCAAAGCCAGAGGCAAAUCAGGCCCUCUGUUCAGCUUUGACGUCCACGAUGAUAUCCGACUGGUCAACGAUGCCACUGUGGAGAAAGAUGAGUCUCAUGCAGGUAAAGUGGUGCUGAGGAGCUGGUAUGAGAAGAACAAGCACAUCUUCCCUGCCAGUCGCUGGGAACCAUACGAUCCUGAGAAGAAAUGGGACAAAUACACGAUCCGAUGAGACGGCCUGCACCUCCUCUGGCUGCAAUCCUUCGUGCAAAUGUUUGUUACUUUCCAUCUUGUUGUAAUUAUCUGUUUUAGUCUAAAGUAUUUCAAAGUGCUUCUUUUCCAUAUUUGGUUGGUUUUAUUUGGAAACACCCCCCAAAUGUCUUUGAAUUGCCACGUUCUUGUGUACAUAGGUGAUUACUCUGAAGCUUUUGUUGGAACGUCUUCUGAAUAAAAUGAGCCUGGAUAACA
Archocentrus centrarchus (flier cichlid) is the source of this 1392-nucleotide messenger RNA. RefSeq names its product family with sequence similarity 50 member A (gene fam50a). The record is from RefSeq and is a predicted model, not a curated record. Bases 161 to 1156 code for a protein of 331 amino acids. Gene Ontology annotation, cellular component: nucleus. Gene Ontology annotation, biological process: chromatin organization. NCBI's taxonomy places the organism in Eukaryota, Metazoa, Chordata, Actinopteri, Cichliformes, Cichlidae. The transcript is spliced from 13 exons.